Messenger RNA from Seriola aureovittata, 2752 nucleotides. It is a transcript of the gene nrf1, whose product is annotated as nuclear respiratory factor 1. The transcript has 12 exons. Gene Ontology annotation, cellular component: nucleus. Bases 179 to 1699 code for a protein of 506 amino acids. Gene Ontology annotation, molecular function: DNA-binding transcription factor activity, RNA polymerase II-specific; RNA polymerase II cis-regulatory region sequence-specific DNA binding. The record is from RefSeq and is a predicted model, not a curated record. Gene Ontology annotation, biological process: regulation of transcription by RNA polymerase II. NCBI's taxonomy places the organism in Eukaryota, Metazoa, Chordata, Actinopteri, Carangiformes, Carangidae.
GGCAUCACUAGUGCAGAUCAGAGUUGUGUGCGGUCUGUUCGUUGUGUUUGCUGCUGGCUCCCCUCUGUCCUCCAUUAGAGCUCGGCUCCAUCCCCGCUGUACGGCGCAGGCCCGAAGUAGCGCAGCCGCUCUGAGUCAUUGUACUGUUAAUCUAGCUGUGUAGACCAGGUGGCCGGUAAUGGAGGAGCACACAGUUCACCAGACAGAACACAUGACCACCAUCGAGGCCAGCGCCGUCAGCCAACAGGUCCAGCAGGUACAUGUGGCCACCUUUACUGAAACAUCCAUGAUGAGUGCUGAGGAAGACUCAACGUCCUCGCCGGAUGAUGAUCCUUAUGACGACACAGACAUCCUCAACUCGGCUGGCACGGAUGAGGUCACCGCCCACCUGGCUGCUGCAGGGCCAGUAGGCAUGGCAGCUGCUGCUGCCGUGGCAACAGGUAAGAAAAGAAAGAGGCCUCACAUCUUUGAAUCCAACCCCUCCAUCCGCAAGAGGCAGCAGACCCGUCUGCUCAGGAAACUAAGAGCCACACUGGAUGAGUACACCACCAGAGUGGGCCAGCAGGCCAUAGUGCUGUGUAUUUCUCCCUCCAAACCCAACCCAGUGUUCAAGGUGUUUGGUGCUGCUCCUCUGGAGAAUGUGGUGAGAAAGUAUAAGAGCAUGAUGUUGGAGGAUCUGGAGAACGCCCUGGCUGAACAUGCCCCUGCAGGAGGAGAGCUGGCCUCAGAGCUGCCCCCCCUCACCAUUGAUGGCAUCCCUGUCUCUGUGGACAAGAUGACCCAGGCCCAGCUGCGAGCGUUCAUCCCUGAGAUGCUGAAGUAUUCAACAGGCCGAGGGAAGCCUGGCUGGGGUAAGGAGAGCUGCAAGCCAGUGUGGUGGCCUGAGGAUAUCCCUUGGGCCAAUGUCCGCAGUGACGUCCGCACAGAGGAGCAGAAACAGAGGGUGUCUUGGACGCAGGCGCUGCGGACCAUCGUGAAGAACUGCUACAAGCAGCAUGGCCGUGAGGAUCUGUUGUAUGCUUUUGAAGACCAGCAGGUAACCACGGCAACAACCACCCAGCACCACCUGGCCACAGCACAGAGCAUCGCUCACCUUGUGCCCUCACAAACUGUGGUACAGACCAUCAACAACCCUGAUGGAACAGUCUCGCUCAUUCAGGUUGGCACAGGACAUACAGUUGCCACUUUGGCAGAUGCCUCAGAGCUGCCUGGUGUGACGGUGGCACAGGUUAACUACUCCACUGUGACUGAUGGAGAGGUGGAGCAGAACUGGGCCACCCUCCAGAGCGGGGAGAUGACAAUCCAAACCACUCAAGCGUCAGAGGCCACGCAGGCAGUAGCCUCCCUGGCUGAAGCUGCGGUCGCUGCCAGUCAGGAGAUGCAACCCGGAGCCACUGUCACAAUGGCUCUCAACAGUGAGGCAGCAGCCCAUGCCGUAGCGACGUUGGCAGAGGCCACUCUACAAGGCGGAGGGCAGAUUGUCCUGGCGGAGACGGCAGCUGCUGUUGGGGCACUAGCCGGGGUUCAGGAUGCCACAGGUCUCGUCCAGAUCCCUGUCAGCAUGUACCAGACUGUAGUGACCAGCCUCGCACAGGGCAACCGGCCCGUCCAGGUUGCCAUGGCACCUGUCGCCACGCGCAUAGACAACACUGUCACUCUGGACGGCCAGGCGGUGGAGGUUGUGACCCUGGAGCAGUGACAAUUAAGACCCUGGAAGGAGUAGAAGGCACUGAAUGGCCACCUUGGAGAUUUUUUUGUCCUACUGUUUUCCAAGACAUCACGCUGUGUACAAUGUCAAAUAUAUUUUUAAAUGUACAUCCGCAGGGGAGGUAAAAGUGGGUUAUCAAUGCAUUGUGUUUACUAUGUAAAAAUAUUGCUUUUGUUGGUGUAAUAAUUUUUUCCCAUUUAGCUUAAUGUUUUUUUGUUUUUUUGUUGUUUUUUUUUUUUAGCUCGGUGAUGUUGAGUAUAGUAUUUAUUUCUUUACAAUUAACCUUAAAACAAAGAUGAACCAAAAAGCCCGGGAAGGAAAAGCCACCACUGCUUCACCCAGAGUGUGUGAACUAUCAUUGUUUUGGAUUUUCUGUAUCGUCUAUGUGCUUGACUCUUCUGUUUUUAGGAUACAUUUAAAAUCCAGUGCCACAGUCAGAAACCACUCCUCUCUGUUUCCCAUAUCCUCGAUCACUAUUCUAAAUUUCUCUCGAUCCACCUCAGCUCGCCUGAAACUCUGAGCUGCAGACACUCCCAGACGUUUCUCUCACAUUAGAUGAUGAAUUAUUAUGUUGAAAUACUGUCUUGUCGUGUGCUUUUUCCCUGUGACGUUUUACUGUUGCCCAUGCACAUGCCAAGAUUUGUGAAGACUCAGGAUAUACAUCAAGGUGUUUUUUACUGCUGGAUUGCUGAGCUGACUUCUUGAAGCAGCCAUUUUGUCUACCAAAUCCAUUUAUUUACAGUGCAUGGAUAGGAGCACCCCUUGGUAUAUUAUUUUUUAACAUGAACUCCUUUGUAUGUCACUUAGGACUUGGUGGUCUGCAUCACUUUGUAUAUAACAGGAAGUUGGUCAUACUUGGACAGGAGCUGCAUUAUUUGUGAUGCAAAUAAAGAUAAAAAAAGCAUUUCUUUAAAUCUUAUAACAAAAACCAUUGCUUGCCAAGAAUCGACUGAGUUUGAUGCAGCUGCAGUUGGUUCAACUGUCACCAAACGUGUAUUUAAAGAAAUAAAGUCCAAUAGACUGGCUGCUCUUCACCAUUCAUAA